Callorhinchus milii (elephant shark) is the source of this 15967-nucleotide messenger RNA. RefSeq names its product golgin subfamily B member 1. NCBI's taxonomy places the organism in Eukaryota, Metazoa, Chordata, Chondrichthyes, Chimaeriformes, Callorhinchidae. The record is from RefSeq and is a predicted model, not a curated record. Gene Ontology annotation, cellular component: Golgi apparatus.
GGGGAAUCGGAGCGUCAGUCAGUCAGUGACCAGCGGCUCCUCUGCCCGAGGGGUCACCGCCAACCAUCACCCCAAUGGCCGUGUGAUACCACCCCACCCUCUUCUUCUUCCUCCUCCUCAACCCGGAGCCGCCGCCGCCGCCGCCGCAGGCAGCAAUAUACAAUCAUGUGGAAGUGGUACUCUGCAGAUGAUCCAUCCCCUGCACAAGCAGGGGCACAGGACUCCCUGCCCGAUGUUGGCCAUCAGUCUGUGGCUGAUAUAGCUGAGCAGUUGGCCCAUACUCAGCAACUGGUACUACAGCUGAAAGAGCUAAUUCGAGAUAAAGACAACCAACUUGGCGUAAAAGAUCGACAACUUAAGGAAGACAAAGAAGCGUUUGAAGCAAAGCUUUCCAAAAUAAAGCUUCAGACAAAAGCAAAAGUUACUUCAUUAAAUGCUCAGCUGGAGGAUGUAAAGAAACAACUUGGUGUAUCUGGUUCUAAGGAACAGUCUUCAGGGAAACACAAGCAAUCAGGUGAAGGAGAUCAGGAAAAUGCAGCUGCAAAUCGAGGUAAAAUUUUGAUGUUAAGGAAAAAGGUCGAAGAGCUGGAAUCGCAGGUUCUUCAAAAAGCCACAGAAUUAAAGAAAAAGGUGGCAGAUCUCAAAGCCCAGCAGCAGCGUGGCUCAGAGAUGGACUUGAUGCUCGCUGAGAAGGACAAGAAACUAGCAGAAAAAGAGGCUUAUAUUAUUGAGCUCCAGUUAGCUACUGUUUCAGACCAAGCACCUAAACAAAUGAUUCUGCCCAGUGAAGAGAUUAAGAAAUUGCAAGAUCAGCUUGUAGAGAAAGAUGCUUCCGUUCGAGACUUACAAUCGAUGGUUCACAGCCUGACCAGGAAAGUUGAGGAGAGUGAGGAAAAAUUCAGCUUUCUCCAGGAGGAAACAGAAAAUUUGAAGGACCAGCUUACCAAAGAGAAGAACCAGUAUCAAGAGAAAGAAGCGAUGUACAUGAAAAAUAUUCAAGUGUUUCAGGAAAUGAUUCAGGAAAAGGAAAACAAACUUAUUGAACAGGCACAGAAGCAUGAGCAGGAACUGUUCAUCGUGGCAGCAAAAUCAGAUGCCAGUGCUGAUUUUGACCAGCUGAUGAAGGCCCUCAAACAAAAACUGCAUGAAAAGGAGGAGGUACUAUUAGGAAGGACCCAGGUUGUAGAUGUGCUGCAGAAAGAACUUGAUGGGAGAGACCAGCACAUAAAGGAGAUAACUGAAAGGUUAAAGCUGCUUCAGUUAGAAAAAGACAACAUUGAAGCGAAACUCGAUGCUGAAAAGCAUAUAAUGAGAGCGCAGAUCAGAGAUCUGAUGGAGAAACACGAGACAAAUCUGAAGAGCGUCAAAGAAAAGCACAGCAUUGAGCUGAGUAACAUCAGAGAGAAACAUGAAACAGAACUAUCUGAGAAGGAGCAACAACUGGUGCAACUUCAGAAUCAAUUAGGCUUUCGUCUCCACGGACACGACUCUGCAGAGCUGGUGUCAAGUACUUCUGUGGGUGCGGCUAGCAGAGAGCAAAUUGAAAAAUUGCAAGAACAAGUGAUACUUAAAACCGAAGAAGCUGCCAAAUCGGAGGCCAAAUUCCUGAAAAUGAAAGCCUGGUCCAAAUCAAAAAUCAGGCAGGUUGAAGAAGAGCUGAAACACGCACAGUCCGCACCUCUAUACGAUGAGCAAUUGGCCUUCAAGCAAAGAAUCGACGAAUUAGAGAAUGAGAAGGAAGAGCUACAGCACAAAUGUACUGCCUUUGAAGAACUACGAUCGCAGAAUUAUGAACUACUGGCAAAGUUAGAGCAGUACGAGGAACAACAACAGAACAUGCAGGCAGAUCUAGAACAGGUUACGAAGAGAGCUGCUUCCCAGGCAAGUGAAUCUGGCAGUGCAGAUGAACUGCAGAGUAGGCUGCUGGAGUGGCAAGAGAUGGUUUCUGAAGCUACGUUAACUCGGGGUCAGGCCAAGGAAGAGAAGGCUGUUAUGGAACUACGCAUGGCACAGAUUGAGGAGGAAAGAGAAGGACUGAUUGAGGAUGACUGGUUCUUUCCUGGCUGCUCCGAUCCAGCAUUGGUCUCAGGACAGCAGGAGUUGGAGGAGGAACUGGUGCAACUUCGAAGACUGGGCAAGCAGCAAGGACAGAGGAAAAGAGGCAUAGACAACUCUAAUCUUCAGGACGAGUAUGAAUAUGAUGAGAAAAGGCACUUUGAUGACUCCAGCAUCUGUAUGGAAAGCCCUGAUAUUAGUGGAGGCGAGAACAUGGGAGGUUUGUGGCCAGAUUACAGUUCCCACCAUACAGGACUGCGGACAGUUGUGGAGGAAUUGGAACUGGAACGAAACAGCCUACAAGAGCAAAUUCUCGUUCUGGAGGAACGCUGUCAGGAGUUGGAAGAUAAAGCGCAGCUCCGUGCUAGAAUUGAGACACUUCAGGUGACGUUUGGUGUAUAUGAAGAGGGGCAGCUCCUGAGGCUUACCCAGAAUGAAAUGGAUCGUUUCCAGAGCCAGAUCUCACUUCUGCGCACACAGCAGCAACGAGACUCGGAGAAACACCAGCAAAUUGUUUCUAGUUUGAACGAUCAGCUGAAAGAAAUUCGUGACAAAAAAGACAUCCUGGAGACUACACUGGUGGACAAGGAAAAGAUUUUGGUAGAAGCCUCAGCAAAAUUACAAGAGAUUGAUAAAUUGAAGGAUUUCCUGAACGAGCAAGAACUAGACAACAAAGAUCAUUGUGCAAAACUACUACAAACUGAAGAAAAUCUGGUGGAAGUUACUAAAAAGUGUAAAGUUUUUGAAGUAGAAUGUACUGACCUGAAAACGACAGUCCUUGACCUCACGGAGAAACUUUCUUCAAACAAAGAAAAGGUCCAGAAACACGAAUGUGCAAUGGAGGUGCUGCGCGAGGAUCUCGAGCAGACAAAUGAUGAGCUAGAACGGCUUAACUCGAGUCACUUGGAGGAGAGAGCUCGCCUCAUUGAGGACUUGCAAAAUUGUGAGAGAGAGAUGGAUACACUUAAAGAAGGCAUCGUGGAAAAGGAGAAUGAACUGGCUAUCAUUUCUGGCAGCCUAGCAGAUCAUUCAGAACAAAUUGAGCAAUUGAAAAAACAAAUUAAAUCUAAGGAACAGCAAGCUAGGGAUCUGGAAGCGAGCUUAAUUAAAGCUGAGCGGGAGGUGCUGUUACUCAAGGAGACACGGGGUGAAGAUGAGCAGGAUGUCAACAUCAGGAUUUCUUCUCUUGUAGAUCAACUCUCUAAUAUCGAGUCUGAGCUCAAAACUGCUCAAGAUGGAAGUGAAGCGAAAGGGAAAGAGAUUGAAAUCCAAAUGAAACAAAUUAGGGAAAAUAAUGACACAAUUCAAAGUCUUCGUUCAGAAAUACAGAAGCAGAAUACAUAUUAUCUUGCUCAACUUGCCGAAUGUCAAUCACAGAUCUCUUCACUUAAAGAUCACAUUGCAGUGACCGGUCAGAAGCUUCAGGAAACCAGUGUCGCGAAUGAACAAGAAAUUGGCCUACUGAAAGCUCAACUCAGUGAAAGUAGCUCAGCUAAGGAUGAACUGAACCGUCUACUCAAGGAAAAAGAGCAGAGUUUUGAAAGUGGAAUGAAAACCUUGAAAGACCAGUACAACAUCAUUGCCGCUCAGGCAGAUGGAAAAGAUGACGAACUCGUGAAAUUAUCCAAACAACUCGCUGAACAUACGGAACAUAAAGAAUACGCUGAAAAGACAUUGCAGAAUAAAACAGAGAUGGUUUCCAAUUUGGAGCAAAGGCUUCAAACUGUUGAACAAACCAACAGUCAACUAACUCAAGAAGUGCAAAUCAGAGAAGUGGAAUCUAAAGAGUUAAAAACACAGGUAGGGGAGCUGAGCAGAUCAGUGCUAGACUUGGAGAACCAAGUGAAAACACUGAAUGGAACAAAUACUCAACUGCAACUUACACUGGACAAAAAUGCCCUGGAUUUUUCAGAACAAAUUAAACUUGUAUCUGAGUUAAAUGAAAAAUCUGCUAAUUUGAUGCAGAUCCGGUCCAGCUUAGAAAGUCAGGUGAAAGAUCUCACCAUUGAAAAUAAAACUCUUAAAGAGUUGCAAAGUAAUAAAGAUGAUGAACUUUCAAACAAAACCGUUCUCAUGCAGGAACUUGAACACAAAAUAGAAUCUAAAGAAGUAGAGAUUUCACAGUGUAUGAAGACCAUCUCCCAGCUUCAGGCAGAGAAAGACAACUUGACUCCCAAGGCAGAAUACCUAAAAAUAAUGGAGCAGAAAGAAAUGACACUUGUAGAGCAAUUGGAUGGGAAAUUAAAUGAGUGUACUGUGCUGAAAAAUCAGCUCUUAGAGCAUCAAAAGACUACUGAACACACGCAAGGUCAGGUGACAUCUCUGACCACGCAGCUUGAACAACUUCAGCAUCUAAUCACUGAAAAUAAGGAUGCACUGAGCAACAAAGACGCUGAAUGCAUUUCACUCCAAAACCAACUUCGCCUCGGACAAGAGUCGCUGAUGCAGUUAGGGAACCAGAUGAAUAUUGGGCUUGUGGAGAAGGAUGCAGCUCUAAAAGAAAAGCUGUCUGAAUGCAAUGGCUUACAGAACCAACUAAGUGAGCAACACGUUGCCAAAAACUUACAGGAUGAAGUGCAGACAUUGGAAGAAGAAAGAAAUAAACUGAGGCAAUGGUUGGCUGACAAAGAAUCUGCCGCAAAUGUUCAGUUUACUGAGCGCCUCAGUCUGCAGGAACAGCUUGACCAGAAAACUGAUAGCAUUGCAUUGUUACAGCAGCAAGUGGAAACAUUGACGAUUCAGGCUGAAAAGGUUCAGAGGGAAAAUAAAGAAUUCCAAAUCUCAGUGAGCAAGAGGAAUGUUGAAUAUGAUCGACUCCAGGGGAAAGUAAAUGAAAGGCAGACUGCAGCUGCACUGCUGGAGGACCAGCUACAAGUUUUGAACGCUGAAAAUGGCAAGCUUAAAGACGAGUUGAAAGAGACGAUCUCUGUGUUGGAGAGUAGAUCCAAUGAAGUUGUAUCCCUUCAGAGUCUCCUGUCGCAGCAAGAUGAAAUGACAGCGUCACUGAAAAACGAAAUCAGUAGCUUAAAUUGCACAGCCAAGAAACUGGCGUGUGAACUCCAAGAGAAAGAAGGCACUUUAAAUCAACAAGUGUUAUCGCUGCAACAGUUUCAGGCUAAAACGUCACAAGAUGAAACGCACUUGACACAAUACAUGCAGAUAAUUGCGCAGUUACAAAAUCAAGUUCAAGCGUUGGUGUCUGAGGCCACUCAACUUAAACUAACCCUGCAGGAAAAGGAAACCUUGGUUCAACAGCAAACCAAAGACAUCUCAAAUCUCCAGAAGACUGCAGCAGAGUUUACCGUACUCAAAUCACAGUUUGUAGAAAACAUGGAAACCAUCUCAAAACUUCAAAACCAAAUUCAGGACAUGACUGUUCACUCUCAAGAGUUCAAGCAGAACAUGGAGGCAAAAGAUGUAAUGCUCGCAUGUAAAGUGGGAGAUUAUGUCAAACUGAAAGCAGAGCUUUCUGAAGCGCAGGACACCGUUUCCCAUCUCAGGCUGCAGUUGGCAUCUGGGAGCUCUGAAGCAGAUCAGCUGAAGGUUAUUCUUCAGGAGAAGGAGUUGGCUCUCACACAAAUCAAGGAGAGUAGCACCGUGUGGAACGAAGAGUUAGCUCUAAAGAUGCAGACAAAAGAGGGUGAAUGUGAAAACUUUAGAGGAAAGAUUAUUAGUCUUGAAGAUACCAUUUCACGGUUGAAUAAUCAAACAAAGGAGCAACAUUUGGAAAUCAACCAAUUGAAGGAAGUUCUUUUGGGAAAGGAAUCUUCACUCUCACAGCAGGGCAAAACACUGAGGAAAUUGCAGGACAAAGUGGGUGAAAUUGAUCUGUUGAAAUCUCAAUUUACUGAGAGCACUGAGCUGACCUCUCAGCUGCAGAGUCAAGUGCAGAAUUUACUUUUUGACUCUAAAAAAUGCGAACAAAUGCUGCAAGAGAAAGAAAUUGCAUUCACCCAUCUGCAAGACCGGUACGCUACCCAAUCUGAACAGUUGAAUGAACUUGGUGGAAUACUUAGUUCGAAAGAAGAAGAAUUAGCAGGUCUUCGGAGACAGCUUCAUGAAAAGGAUGAGACUGUUCAAGUUACAGAGAGUAAUGUAAAUGCCUUGAACAGUGAAGUUGAGGUAUUAAGACAGGAGCUGGAAAAGGGUCGCUUGUCACUGAAGGACUAUGUCAAUCUUUUGCAGCAAAGAGAUGAAAUGCUUGUUGCAAAUGAAAAGAAUACGGACACCCAGAGAGCAAGUCUAGAAAUGCAAAAAGAGCAAUACAAGAAAGUUGAAAAGCAGCUUGAGACGCUCAAUCAGAAUAUGCAACAGAAGGAUCUGACCUUGCAAACCCUGCAGGAAAAAUCUCUAGGUCAAGCACAGCACAUAGAGCAGCUGGAGAUGGAUCUGAGGGUUUUGAGUGAAAAGUCAUCUCAAGAAAGUCAAGACAAAAUUGGGAGCAUUCAAAAUCUUCAGCAGCAAUGUGAUCAACUAUUUCAAGAGAAAGCACGACUGGAGCAAUGUGUUACCAGCUUAAACCUAGAAAAGCAGGAAAUGGAUGCUUCCUACCAGAGCCAGUUGCAGCAGAAAUUGGAGGAAUUGCAGGUACUUGAAGAAAACAUUGCUACCCAUAUGUGUCGGGCCAGGGAGCAGAUUGAUGUUAUGCAACACAUGAAGGGAGAAAAUGAGCAUCUUCAGACACAGGUCAGUCUUAAGUCAGAGGAAAUUGCAGGACUGAAAUUAGAGAUUCAGGAAGUCAAGCAAAUUCUGAAGAAAUCAGAACAAAAGUUGGCAGAAUGUGCUAGAGAAGCAGAGCAAAUCAGCCCACUGACAGAAAAACUGGGGGAUUUAGAGAAGAAAUUAGAGUUGAAAGAUGUUAACAUUGGUACUUUGCAGCAGGCUUUUGAUACUUUGCAGGAACAGCUCAGCGAACAAUCAUUGCAAACCAGAGCAAAGCAGCUGAAAGAACAAGAAAAAUUGGUAUCCACUUAUAGCCAACAUGUUGAUGAAAAACAAGCUAAAUUGGAUGAAUUGGUUUUGAGCAAUGAAUCUAUAAUAAGUGAGUUGAGGCAACUGCUACGUGAGAAAGAACAUGAAAUUGGAAAUUUGCAAAAUAGUGCAUCAGCAAGGGAAAAGGGUACAACAGAAAUGACAGAAAAUAUGGCAGCAAAAUUAUUGAUUUCCGAAGAAGAAACGUUUGCAUUGCAUAAUGAGCUCAAGCAAACUAAAUCAAUUCAUCAUUUAGAAUUAGAAACUUUACAAGGAGAAAUAGCUGAGCUUCGAGGGACAGAGGAGCAAUGUCAACUUAAACUGAAACGACAAAGUGAUUUAGAUGAAAAUGACCAACAAGCCAAUUCAUUGCAAGAAGAAUUCAAUAAUUUGGAGCAGGAGUUAAAGAAGAAGACAGAACAAUUAGAUAGUGCAAGUAAAGAAGAAGCUCAACUUCUUGAAGCCUUACAGAAGAAAGACCAAGCAGUAUACACUUUAACUGUACAGAUUAGUCAACACCAAGACUUGGUGACUUCACUCAGUCAGCAGCUAAAAGAGAAAGAUGCUUCUAUUCUGCACCUUACAAAAUCCAUAUCAAGAGAAAUGGUUAAAGCAGCAGAGGAGAAAAAACAACUGGCUGAUGAAGUGCAAACCCUUGAGAUGCAGCAACGUGUUUCUGAUGAAAACAUAAAGAAGCUUACUGAAGAAGUGAGGGAGUUUAAGAAACAAACGGAACAGCAAGAAAUGCUUGUUCAUACAAAGGAAGCCCAGCGUCUAGAACUCACUACUGAACAGGAGCAGUUACAUUCACAAAUUGGAACGCUGACAAAGGCGAGGGACCUUCUCAAGAAAAAGUUUCAAGCUGCACUGGUUACCAGAAGGGAUUUAAUGAAGAAAGUGGAAGAGUUGCAACGAGAAAUCACUGGUGUUGCUGAGAAAGAGAGGAAAAUUACCGAACUGCAAGAGACCUGCAAGGUACUUGAAGAUCAGGUACACAAGUUAUCUUCUGACUUGACAAGUGGUCAGAAGCAGAUUAAAGAACUUGAAUUGCACCUGGAACGACUAAAACAACAACUGAUGGAGAAGGACAGUGAUCUGAAUGCCCUCAGUGAGAGCCUUUCUGACAAGGAAACAUUCGUAGACCAACUGCAGCAAAGUGUGCAUGAAUGGGAAAAGGAAAAAGAAGUUCUGUCUGCCCAGUUACUUCAGAUGGCGAAAGAAAGAGAUUCCUUGAUCGUAAAACAUCAUUCUGAAUUGGAAGAAAAAGAGAAAACGUUUGAAGUUGAACGCUGUCAAUUCCACUCUAAUCUUGAAAAGCUCAACAUGGAAUUAACUAAAAAACUGGAACAUUCAGGUGGAGAAAGCUCCAGUAAAAGUGAAACUCCAACAUCUGCUGAAGAUGUUAAUGAUGGCGAGAGUGAAGAAAAUGAUCUGCUAACUGUGCUGAAGCAAGAAAAAGAACUUGUGCAAAAGAAACUUCAGGCAGCUCUUUUAGCGAGAAGGGAAGUCAUCAAAAAGGCCCACGAGAAGGAUAAACUCCAUAUAGAACAGCUAUCGCAACAGAAGGAAGAAUAUAACCAGAUCUCCAAGCUGUAUUCCACGCAAACCAAAGAGCUGGAAAGUGUCAAAGAGCAGUUGUCAGUGCAUGAAACCAAGCUGACUGAGUUUGAGUAUAAUCAAGAAUUAAUAGGUUUGCUCCAAAACCAACUUAGUUCUGUUGAAGUCACACUUAGCGAUAAAGAGAACACUUUGAAGCAAUUUAGGCUUCAGCUUGAGGUACAGGAGAGCAAAAUGCUUGCUCUCUUAGGUCAGCAAGAUGGCAUUCAGAGCCUAGAGAAUAAACUAGCCACCAUGGUUUCCACGUUGGCCACUAAAGACAUGGACUUGAAAAGGCUUGAGAAAGAUGUUGAUCAAUUUUACCGGCAAAUAAACGAACUCCAAGCAGAACUGGAAAAUGCACAAAUUAUCAUUGCUGAUAAAUCUGAAGAAGCCCAAAUGCUAAAACAAUCUUUCUCCAAUUUGGAAUGUCAGCAUCAACAGGAAAAGGACAGUCAAGCUGCUGAAAUUAGUCAGUUAAGAAGUCAUUGUAAGUCCAUCCUGACUGAAACCGAAAACUUAAAAAUAACUCUGGAACAAACCACGAAGGAAAAAGAGAACCAUCAUUGCUCUCUAGUUCGUCUCGAGUCACAACUGUUAGAAUUACACCAAGAUAAAGACCUGUUUGUGGCACAACUGACUGCUCUUCGGAAAGAAAAUGCAACACUCACAGCAGCAUUGGAACAAACUGCACAGUCCCAAGAAAAAGUGCAAGACGACACGAUAUGCGCAGAAGAUAUAUUGACUGUAAAAUCAGAACUAGAAAAAGUGCAAGAGACUGUACAAGAAAGAGGGAGCACCAUAACAACUUUGGAACUUGCAUUGUCUGAAAAAGAGAAGCUUAUAGAAGGACUGCAAUUACAAAUACAAAAGCACUCAAUAUUUUAUGAAAUGGAAAAAGAAAGAACACAGACAAAUGUCUUAGAAGUACAACAAGGGGCACCAGAUAAUCCAGCAGAAACUAAAUCCAGAGAGCUGAUCCAGAGAAAAUUGCAAGCAGCAUUAAUAUCACGUAAAGAAGCCUUGAAGGAAAAUCAGACUCUGAAAUAUAAGAUUAACACUUUAGCAUCAGAAAAAGAAGACUUCAUGUCUAAGGUUUCUAUUCUUGAAAAGAGUUUGGUUGACAUGAAGAAAGAGCAAGAGCUCGUUCAAAUUGAAAUUUCAUCAAAUCACGAAGAGAAAAAAAAGCUUCUUUCUGAAGUCGAUCGAGUUUUCACUGAAAAUCAAAACCUAAUUGCUUCUUGUGACAGUCUGAAGUACACACUAGAGACUGUAUCUGAGGAGAAGCAGGUGUUUUCUCACCAACUGAAUUUAUUGAAAAAAACUCAGGCAGUAGAAACAUCAGAAUGGAAAGCAAAGUAUGAUGAAUUGAAACAAGAAUACGAGUCCCUUCUGCAGGCCUACGAAAACAUUGGAAAUGAAAUGGAUAAGAUGAGACAGAUCGUGGAGGCGACAAGGAAAGAAAAACGAGAAGUCCUUUUUAAAUUGCAUGAACUUGAGGCCAAGACGCAAGAUCUUGAGAAACAGCUCGAGGAAGCAACCGAUCAAAAUGAAAACAUGAAGGACAAGAUGAGAAAGUUUGCAAAAUCCAAGCAGCAGAAAGUUCAGGAGCUUGAGGAUGAGAUUGAAAGACUUAAUGAAUUCCAGACACGUUCUGCCGCAAAGCCGAGCCAAACAUUUCAGAUGUCUGCCCAAUAUAAUCAACUCCGAGAGGAAAAUAAAUUGCUCCAAGAAACCUAUGAGGAGCUUAAGAUACAAUUAGAGACGACUCAGAAUGAGAAAGAGCAACUACUGAAAGAAGUUAAUUUAUCUACAUCUAGCCGAGAAGACCUUCAGGCUAAGAAUAAUAUUUUUCAGUCUGAAUUACAGUCCCAAAUUAACUUUACACUCCAAAAAAAUGAGUCCUUAUCUUCAGAAAUGGACUCACUGUGGACAAAACUUGCAGCCAAGGAUGAAGAAGUCCGAGUUUUGGAAGAAGAAAGGUGUUUGCUCUCCGAGAAGCUUGAACGGUUAGAGUUGAGUUGUGAGGAGGAGGGCCACGAAAAGAAUCGCACAAUUGCAAGAAUUCAACACGAACUCAAAUCCCACCAGCGAGACACUGUCAAUUUAAACGAAAAAGUGAAAAUUUUAGAGGAUGACAAGUCUCUUCUCCAAGAAGAACUUGAAAAUGUCCAAGAAAUGUCAGACAAAGUCAAAAACGAAAAAGAAUAUUUGGAAGCAGAAUUACUUAAAAAUGCUGACCGGAUUGAUACAUUGACAGAGGAUCUAAAGACACUUAGGCUGCGAAAUAAUUUGCUCGUAAAUGAGUUGGAUUCUUUUAAAGAAGCUAAGCAUAAUUUGAUCAAAGAAAAGGAAAUGCAGGAAGUAAAGUUGGUGAAAGAAUUUGAGGAAAAACUACGGUCUGCUCAAAGCGGUAGCACUCGAUCUAAAAGCACAACCAAAGAGUUGCAAGAACUUCUCAAGGAAAAGCAACAGGAAAUAAAUCAACUUCAGAAGGACUGCAUUCGGUAUCAGGAACUCCUUUUAGACCUGGAGAGAAAAAUUAAGGCGUCUGAAUUUUCCAGUGAAGAAGUGCAAAAGAAAUUAGAAUUGAUGACAACCGAAGCCUCCAAAUCUGAUAAGGAAAUUAAAUGUCUUAAAGACGAACUGAUUAAUUACAAAAUCCUGCUCAAUGACACAAGAAGUGAAGCCGAUCGUCUCCGGGCUCAGUGUUCAGGGCUGAUGGACGAAGUCAGUGAGAAAGACGAGAAGACUAAAGCCCAGAUCACUGAAAAAGAAAAAGAACUUUUGAUGAUCCUGGAUCAACAGAAGACUGUUCAUAACAAAGAGAUAAUGGAUUUUCAGGAGAAACUGGAUUCACUGGAGCGAGAUAAAGACCGAGUGGUAGGAGAACUCCUAGAACUACAAGCUGAAUUGAAUGGGCGCGAUCUACAUAUUAAAAAACUUCAGGUCGAGUCAAAUAACAACUUGGCAAAAUUAGCAGCAUUUGCAAAAAGUAUGUCUUCUCUCCAGGAUGACCGGGAUCGGAUCAUUGAAGAAACCAAGCAGUGGGAAAAUCGUUUCCAAGAGACUAUCCAAAGUAAGGAGAACCAGGUACAAACAAAGGAUGAAAUGUUACAAAAACUUAACGAAGAAAUUAAGUUAAAAACCUUUGACAUUCAAGAGCUCCAACGCAGGGUUUUAAAGUUAGAGCAAACUAUAACUGAAAUUAAUUUAUGUAGUAAUGAUACAGAGGUGAAGUAUCAGAAAGAAAUUUCUAACUUGAAUGAUAUUAUUCGUGAACACUCUGAAAGACUAGAAACCACACAGAAGUCCCUAAAAGAAAAAGAGGAAUCUUUGUACAAACUAUCGCAAGAAAAUAAUAAUUUAAGAGUUCAACUGUCUGAUACGAGUGACUCUGUGAGCAAACUGGAAAUAACACAGCGAACGCUAGAAAAGGAGCUGGCAGAAAAACAGUCGGAAAGUCGCCAGCUUCAGUAUGAAAAUGAAGGAUUCUGCACGGAGCUUCAGAAGCAGAGUGCCAUUUCACAGCAGCUGAAGUCAAUGCUGAGCAAUAAAGACGCAGAGAUCUCCAAACUUGUGUCGUCAAAAGAUGGUGAAAUGUCUGAGUAUUUGUCAGAAAUACAAGGACAAUGUAGAAAGCAAAUAGAAGAUUAUGAUAGGAAGCUGCAGAUUCUUCAGGAUGAUAAGUAUAACGCUUACAGUGAAUGUCGGAAAACGGAAACUAAAGUGCAAGAGUUGCAAAUACAGUUUGACAAAGCCAGAGAGGAAAAAGACCAGGCUAUUGCAAAAAUGGACGCCUUUACAAAAUCAAUGACAUCCCUUCAAGAUGACCGUGAUCGAAUAAUUUCAAAUUACCGAGAGCUAGAGGAGCGCCAUCUCAGUACGCAACGUCAGAAGGACGGUAUCAUUCAGGAAAGCGUAACUGAAAACAGCAAAUUGAAGCAAGAGUUAAGAAAUCUCCUCAACCGAAUGGACGAUCUUAAUUCUGAAAAUGCGAUGCUCAAAGCACAACUGAUUAAGUACAGGGAAGAGCUCAACCAAGUCUUAUCCUUGAAGGACAAUCAACUGAAGGAGCUGUUGGAAAAACAACUACAACAAAUUAAAAAGCUUGAAAGUGAAAAGGUCAGCUUUGAGGAGCAGUGCAGAGAAGCGCAGAAAUCCCUCGAGCAUCAGAGUGAAAACACAAAAGCCUUACAAAUGGAGAAUGGCCAAAUUGUGGAACAGGUUGAAGAGCUCAGAACUAUUCUUGCGCAGAUGAAGAAAGAUAAAUCAGAAAUAAAUGAGACACAAUUAGUUCUUGAACUUGAACAAAAACUUGCAACUAAAGUUCUGGAGUGCAACGAGCUCCAAAUGGAUCUAAAUGUUAAAACCACCAAAUUGCUGGAACUGGAAAGGAAAAUUAUUGACGCUGAACAAUCUGCUGGCAAGAAAUUGUAUGAACUUCAGGCCAAGUCCACAGUAGCCAUGGAAAUGUUUCAACGCACCACUGAAACUGCAGAAAAUGAAACUAAUACAGCUGAAGUAACGGUGGCUGAAUUACCAGAAGACUUUAAGAUGGAUCAAAGACUUUUAGAUGUUUUGAACCAAAACCAAGAGCUUACUUCUCAGAUUAGGUCUUUGGAGAAAGCAAUAAUCUCCCUGCAGAAUGAGAGAGAUCGACUUAUAGACGAUCUAAAGCAACAGCAAAUCAAGCAUGAACUCAAGUCAAAAGGAGUUACUGGUUUGAAUGAUCAGACUUCGUGGAUUGGUAGUGAUGAUUCCGAGAUAUCGAGGUACAGAAACCGGGUGGAAGAACUUGAAAAGCUACUUCAACUAACUAAGAAGACGCAAGAACAAACUGAGCAGGAGAUUGCUUCCUACCAGAAUGAAUUGGCAGAACUAAGAUCUGAGAAGAACCUCCUGCUUACACAGUCCAAUGCUGUCAAAGAGCAGUAUUUGAUAGCGCUGGCAGACAGAGAGGCACAAAUUGCAGAGCUGAAGCAAUUGCAUCAAGAAGCGCGGGGAAGUGGGGCAGUGAGAACCCUGAGCAACACAUAUCCAAUACAGCGUUUAGAAGCGGUGUCAUUGGUGGGCAACGAGAAUGUUGCUGAACAGGUGAAGUCUCUUCUCGUGGAGAAGAAGCAGCUACAGAUUGAGGCCCAAGGCUACCUACAAGAGCUUCACCAAAAGGAGUUACAGUUUCAGCAGGUGAACGGCAAGUUCAUUGAAGAAAAGACCGUAUUAUCUAGUCAACUAAAAGCAGUGUCUCAGUCACUACGUGAUACUCAGUUGCGCUAUGGGGACCUGCAGAAUCGUUAUUACCGACUUGAAAGGCAGUACCAAACGAUGCGUUCUUCUUUACAAGAUGAGCAACAGGACGAAGCGAGUGAGGAAGUGCCACCAGGAGCUCCACAAGAACGUGCGAGUGUUAUCGUGGAGAUCGACAAUCUGGAACUCAGUGAGCUACAGAGGAGGCUUUUAGCGUCUGAACAACGUAACAAUUCAGCCCAGCAAGAGAUGUCCCAGUUAUCAGAAAUGCUGGCAGAUGAACGGUUGAGGAGACAUGGCGCAGAGGAAGCCUUGCUAAAGACCGAAGAAAGGCUUAAAACUCUCGAUACGGCUCCUAGCAGAGCAGCACCCAGAGAGUACAUGAUUCAGCUGGAAUCGGAUGAUGAACGUGAAGCUUUGAUCAUAGACCCCAGUGAGCAUGUUGUUGUCCAUAAGGUAAAGAGAGGAGCUCUCUCUUUUAAAAGGUGGCUGCGUGGACGAAGCUUCUACUGCUCGAAGCUAAUGGGUUCAAGAGCCAGAUCCCGAUACCUUGUCUUUGUGUACUUUGCGACACUACACAUUCUUGUUUUCAUGUGCCUGACAGGACUUUUAUGAAUGCAAUAAGUUGACCAGGAAGAAUUUUUAUGCUGGACAGAAGAUGUGCCAUUGUAAUUUUAUGAAGCUGCUAAAGAGUUGAGCACUGAUACUGCUGUGUAAAUUUUUUUCAUAUCAAAAUACUCUAUGAGGUAUAUUGUUGAAGUAUGUCUCACAAUUGUUGGAUGGCAUUGUAAAGUAAAUCGAGUCCAAAAUUGUAUUGUUCCCACAUGCUACUAAAUUCCAAAGAUACAUUGCUAUAAAUGGUUAUUUAAAUAGCUGCUUUAUGUAUAGUUUGUACAUAUUUUGUGAAGUGGAAAAGAAUAUUUAAACCCAAUCCAAGAAACAGGACAACUGUUAAAAGGUAGCAAGAUUACUUUUGUGUCUUUGAGUGCAUUUGUAAAUCGAAAUGGUACAGGUAGUUUAAGACACUGAAAUUAUUUGAUGGUUAAUGGCAAAUGCCCAACAUCAGGUUCAUCUUGACGAUGGCAAGACGUUUGUAACAAGAGUGCAAUUUAGUAACGCAGAUUUUGAAAACACUAUAUGUGUUUGGGAAUAAAGGCUUAUUAAGCGUUGAGCGUAUUCAAGUAGUUCUGUACUGUUUAGUUGCAUGAAUUGUGUUUUAGAUGAUAACUGGCAUUAAAAGCAAUGCCCGAGGUGUUUGUCACCAAACAAAAUAAAAUCUAUUUGUUUGUUAUUUUACAAAACAAUAAUGGGAUCUUUUUCGAGGCCACAUUGAGAAAUGAUUUUGACAAGGAUUCAAAUCUUCUAGAUGAUUGUUUCUUUGAAUGUCUGAAUCUAGUGGUUCAUUUCAGCUUUUAUCAACAUUACAACAGAUGUGGAUCAGCAAUCUGCUCACUCUGUAUUUCACUGUAAUUACUUUUAAUGUUACUUGAAAUGUCUUAUCAAAUGUUCAAAGCAACUGGAGUAGAAGGUUAUGUGACGUACAACACCUGGGGUGCUGAAACCAAUGCAUUGGAGUGUAAUCAAUAAUUGGGAGGAUGUCUCAAUAGAUAAAUGCAUCUUUGUGUAGUGUAACAUUCUCUAUGGCAAACAAUUGGGCUGUAUAUGCCUAGCUGACUGAGAUUCUGAGAAAAUGUUGCUAAAACUGACCAUGUUAACUAAAUAUUUCAUUACCUGUUCAAAGUAGUAAGUGGCUUCUGUUGUAUCGCUUUUAGAGCUAACACAGAACCACCCAAUCUCUUCAAACUGUAUUUUGCAGGAAUUGCAUCAAGGUUGUACAAUGGAGUAAUAACUGUUAUAGAGUUUGAUAUAUGAUAUGAAUAUUUUUAAAAAGACAAGGCGGCGAUCUCCAUUAGCAUGUCUUCACAAAGAAUCUUUUUUUUCACUGGAUGGUGCGAUGCUCUCAUUUAUCUUCAGAAUUUCAAAUGGAAAAAAAACUGAUCAAGACCAGUUGGUAUUGUACAAUGUAUAUUUAUUUAAAAAAAGCUGGUUUGAUGACUUGGGAUAAUGUAUAAAAUAUGAGAAACCAAUUAUUGCA